AUGGCCGUCUUGAGCAAUACAGGAGCACACUGUGGAGUCAAAGAAUGCUCUCGGCUGGACUUCCUGCCCUUCACGUGCAGUCAGUGUCGGGGUGUCUUUUGCUUGGACCACUUCCGCUACGAGGCGCAUCAGUGUCCACUGGCCGCAGGCCUGGAUAACCGAGUUCUGGUUUGCCCUUUGUGCGACAAGGGCGUUCGUUUGGAAGUGGGAGAGGACCCGAACCUCACCUGGGAAAGACACACCUUGAAUGGGUGUACCAAUCCCGCGGGAGCCGAGAGCCGACAAAAGAAGGCGAGAUGUCCGGUCAGAGGCUGUAAAGAGCUACUUACUGCGAGCAACACAGUACUUUGUGCGCGCUGCGGUCAAAAGGUGUGCUUAAAACACCGCUUUGAAGAUGCACAUGGUUGUGGCACCGCACCGAGCCGCGCGCGCCGCGCAGCCGACACCUGGCGCUGUGGGCGCUGCACGCUGGUGAACGCGGCAGGAGUUCUGGAAUGUGCAGCUUGUGGAGAGCCUGCCUCCCAAAUGCUUGUGGGAAACUGGACUUGCAAUCGAUGCACGUUGGACAAUGGGGCCACGUGUUCAACGUGCGUCGCCUGCGGUGCGAGCCGCUCCACCGCUGGCGACUCGGGGCAGGCGGUGGCGGAUUGGUUGAGGUUUUCAGACCUUAAAGAGGUCACCAACUCGACGGUUUGCUGCGGCGACUGCGGCGGUGGAAGACCCGAUUCCGUAUGCGGAAUUGGUUCGAAAAGGGUUCCUACUCAGUGCAUGUUCUGA
Messenger RNA from Durusdinium trenchii, 777 nucleotides. The record is from the annotation of a GenBank genome assembly. NCBI's taxonomy places the organism in Eukaryota, Dinophyceae, Suessiales, Symbiodiniaceae.